AUGUCGACACCGACACCAAAAGAUGGCCAACCACCCGCAAAACCUCGUCUGAAGCUCAACGUUAGCCGGUCCUCCUCUUUCGUCGCCGAUGCGAAUGUGACACCUUCAGUCUCGGGCUCGGCUGGUCUAGUUGCACCAACUCCAACUCCGACGGAAGGUCGCAAAGUGAAGCUCAAGAUCGGAAAAUCGCAACCCUCAACGCCUGCAGAACAACCCCCAGUGAAGACGAAAGCUGGCCGACAACCUAAGCCCACACAAAAACUCGUCGAGAGCAAAAAGCGCGCACACGACGAACUAGAUGACGAGCUAAGCUCGGCACAUCCAACAACAAAAAUAAAACUUAAGGCAACGAAGUCAGGGCUCACUCCAACGGUCGUGGUGAAGCCAAAGGGACGCGCACCAGUACAUCCGCCAGGAGAUGGCUAUGACUCAGAGGCGAGCGAUCGGGAGAAGGAUCCAUCGAUAGAGGAACAAUUCGUCCUGAGGAUGCUACCAGGAGAGCACUGUGACUAUGUGCGCUCGUGCAUGGAGAACGGCAAGAUGGGUAUUCCUCGGAGCCAGGGAGGUGCAGACAUACAACUCAAAUUCUUUGAAGAGGAUUCUCGAAGGGCGGUCGUGUCAGUCAGAGGUCAACCGUUUGCCGCUGUUAUGGUGGACCUGCCUACAGUUACAGAAGCGAUGAAGACAUGGGAUCGCAAAUCAUUCCUCAAAUCUGCAGACAUCUGCCAAAUGCUUCUGGUUUACCAGAAAGUUUCCACCGAAGCUGAAGCAAGACAGACACCUCUACCAAGUAUGAUCGACCAACACUUCAAAUGGCCACACGGUCUAACACCGCCCAUGCAUGAUUGUGUGAACCGGCGAUUCGCCAAGACCAUUAGUCGAAAGGAGAUUGAGGACAAAGAAGCAGAAGUCGAACGCCUGCUCGCCGAGGAUGCUAAAGCCGGCUCUACGCGUUGGGAAUGGGUCGACGAGAGCAAAGACGAGGACGAGGAUGGCGGAGAUGAGGAUGCCGAAGGCGAUAUGGAUGAUCAUGAUGAUGGUAUGGACUACUUCCAGAGCCAAGAUGUAUUCGGAGAUGACGACGAUGACCUUGCGGCCGAUCUAGAGGCCGCUUUCGGGGAAAUAGGCGAUGAAACACCUGCUACCGGCAUGGAUGCUACAACACCAAUGACAACCACACAGGCCAAUACCCCCGCGCCACUCCAAGAUAGCAUUGAGUCGGAUGAGUCUGAGGAAGUUUCGGACGAUGAUGAUGAUGACGACGACGAUGAGGAUCUGGACGAGGAUGCUCGAGCCCAGCGCGACGAGGAAAAGGGCGUCAAGUCUUUCAUCAACGACCUGAAGAACCAGCUUACGAACAAGCAAGAAGAACUGGCCCGCACUACAAACAAGAUCCUCCGGAGUCGUAUUGAACAGACCAUCAAGCAACUCAGGGCAGAGAUUGAACUCAAGAACUCGUCUAUCGGUAUCGAGACAGAUGACUGA
Molecule: messenger RNA, 1485 nt
Organism: Fusarium subglutinans
Lineage: Eukaryota; Fungi; Ascomycota; Sordariomycetes; Hypocreales; Nectriaceae
Product: transcription initiation factor TFIID subunit 7
Exons: 1
Coding region: 1-1485 (494 amino acids)
Biological process (GO): RNA polymerase II preinitiation complex assembly; transcription initiation at RNA polymerase II promoter
Cellular component (GO): transcription factor TFIID complex
Molecular function (GO): RNA polymerase II general transcription initiation factor activity
Source: RefSeq, a predicted model, not a curated record